AUGGUGAAGCAUUUCCUGGGCCAGAGCGUGCUCCGGAGUUCCUGGAACCAAGUGUUCGCCGCCUUCUGGCAGCGGUACCCAAAUCCCAACAGCAAGCAUGGCCUGACAGAAGACCUAGUGCACCGGGAGGUGACUCCUGACCAGAAGCUCCUGUCCAGGCGACUCCUGACCAAGACCAACAGGAUGCCCCGCUGGGCAGAGCGACUGUUUCCUGCCAAUGUCGCUCACUCGGUGUACAUCCUGGAGGACUCCGUUGUGGACCCACAGAAUCAGACCAUGACCACCUUUACCUGGAACAUCAACCAUGCCUGGCUCAUGGUGGUGGAGGAGCGCUGCGUUUGCCGCGUGAAUGCCUACAACAAUGGCUGGACUGAAAUCCACCGGGAAGCCUGGGUCUCCUCCAACUUGUUUGUUGUCUCCCGAGUUGUCCAGGAAUUUGGGCUGGCCCGGUUUAAAAGCAAUGUGACCAAGACGAUGAAGGGCUUUGAAUACAUCCUGGCCAAGCUGCAAGGUGAGGCCCCUCCUAAGACGCUUGUUGAAACCGCCAAGGAAGCCACAGAAAAGGCAAAGGAGAUGGCACUGGCAGCUACCGGGAAGGCCAAGGACCUACCCAGCAAGGCAGCCACCAAGCAGCAGCAGCAGCAGCAGUUCGUGUAG
This is a messenger RNA of Echinops telfairi (small Madagascar hedgehog), 657 nucleotides long. RefSeq names its product PRELI domain-containing protein 1, mitochondrial-like. Gene Ontology annotation, molecular function: phosphatidic acid transfer activity. Gene Ontology annotation, biological process: phospholipid transport. The transcript has a single exon. NCBI's taxonomy places the organism in Eukaryota, Metazoa, Chordata, Mammalia, Afrosoricida, Tenrecidae. Gene Ontology annotation, cellular component: mitochondrial intermembrane space. The coding region runs from base 1 to 657 and encodes 218 amino acids. The record is from RefSeq and is a predicted model, not a curated record.